Messenger RNA from Cajanus cajan (pigeon pea), 1355 nucleotides. RefSeq names its product DUF1995 domain protein, putative (DUF1995). NCBI's taxonomy places the organism in Eukaryota, Viridiplantae, Streptophyta, Magnoliopsida, Fabales, Fabaceae. The record is from RefSeq and is a predicted model, not a curated record.
UAAAAUUUAAAAGCGAGGGACCAAACACUUGAUCAUAUUCAUACCAAGUUGCAAGCCAUUUGCAACAUUCAUGGAUUUAUCCAUGGCCUUUUAGCAAGGAGCAGAUUAAUGCAUAAAAAACAACAACAUAAAUGGCUUCUUCAACCAUAACCUGCACCAACUUCCACUGUAACUACAAUUCUUCAAUAUCCCUUCCAACCUCAGCCACUCGUUUUUCCUUAUCUUUCUCAAACUCUCUAUUUUGCACCUACAAUGGCCUUUCCCUUCACACUGCAACUUCCACCUCCACUGUUUUUGCCAAGUUUGAGAAAUUCCAAACACAACCUUCCCAAUCUCAAGAGCCUGACCCUGAACCUGACCCUUCAUCCUCACUAGAACAAAAUACAAUAACUUCUGUCGAGGAUGAUGAGGAAGAUGACAGUUGCUUGCCUUCAGACUUGGAGGGUGCAGUGCGGCAAUCAAGUGUGGCCGCGGCUUCAUUUGUUUCUUCAGGAGGGAUGAGAGCCACAGUUGAACUUUUAAUCCCCCAACUGCAAUUUUUAGAUGACGAAGGUGCACAGGUGGAACUCUGGGAAUUGUCAAGGAUUUUUUUGGAUACACUCAUUGAACAAACAAAAUACCAGAGAGUUAAAGCCAUAUUUCCAGAUGCUGGUGCAGCAGCUCUUCUGAAAUAUCGGUGGAAAGAUGCUCAAUUUAGAUUUGCAAGCUUAAGUGACCGGAAGCCUGUAGAAAGUGAUGAUGACAUUGUGGUUAUGAUUGUUCCUGAUUAUCAGAUGUUAGAAUAUGUACAGAGAAUUGCAUCCAAUCUCUCAAAUGAUCCACCUACGCCCCUUAUCAUGUGGAAUCCACGCUUGAUCAGUGAGGAUGUUGGGGUUGGAGUUAAUGUCCGGAAGUUAAGGCGCUUCUUUCUAAGCACUUUUACAACUGUCUAUUUUAUGCGACCUAUGCCAUUUGGAGCAAUCUUUAGGUGUUAUCCAGGAUUGUGGAAAGUGUUCAGUGAUGACAAGGAUAGGCCAAAUAGAUAUUUGCUUGCCAAGGAAUUCGAGAGCCGUCCUGAUGCUGAAGACCUUGAGAUUCUAUUUGAUGAUGAAGAACAGAAAACAGAGCAAGGGCAAGGUUUGCUUGACAAAGCGGCUGGCAUCUUCUCUUCAAUUAGCCGGAUGAUGAAGUCUAUAUGAUGAUUGAUGAUCACCUUUCCUACUUGUUCUCAUCAUUAGUUCAUCCCACCCCCAUUCAUGUCAACUAUAUGUUGCUUCUUCAAAAUUAAUUUUCACUUUUAUAGCUUUUAUCAUGUACUACAAUGCACGUAUUCAUAUUAUUUGAAUCGGUGCCAGACCACCACUUUUGUUAAUCAA